GUACUGGAAGAUCGGGAAAAUGGAAAAUGAGCACCGGAAAAUGAUGGAGGACGAAAACGAAAACAUGGAACAUGUGCCCCAUGUGGACGAAAGUUCUGCAAAACUCUCUACAGAUGAAAAAAAUGAACCUAAACUACCACAAAAAAAAUAUUAUAGACAGCGAGCCCACUCGAAUCCAAUAUCUGACCACAAUUUAGAUUAUCCUAUCAAACCAGAUGAAAUGGAUUGGUCAUCAUAUUUUCCAGAUUAUUGUAAGCCACCAUCAGAUACAAAUGAUAAAACUGUUGUCAAACAUCAAGUAGAAUUUGCUGAUAUUGGUUGUGGCUAUGGUGGAUUGUUAGUGAAAUUAUCUCCCUUAUUUCCUGAUACACUAAUGUUAGGAAUGGAGAUAAGAGUGAAAGUGUCUGAUUUUGUGAAAGAUAGAAUACAAGUUCUUCGAUUGAAAGAACCAGGAAAAUAUCAAAACAUAGCAUGUAUAAGAUCAAAUGCCAUGAAAUAUCUCCCCAAUUUCUUCUGUAAAGGACAGUUGGCAAAAAUGUUUUUCCUUUUUCCUGAUCCUCAUUUUAAAAAGACAAAACACAAAUGGAGAAUUAUCAGUACCACUUUAUUAGCAGAGUAUGCAUAUGUGUUAAGAGAAGGUGGUUUAGUAUAUACGAUAACUGAUGUUAAAGAUUUACAUGAAUGGAUGGUUGAACAUUUUAUUAAAUUUCCACUGUUUGAAAGGGUACCUGAAGAAGAAUUAAGUAAUGAUAUAGUUGUAGAGAAACUAUAUGACAGUACAGAAGAAGGACAGAAAGUAACUAGAAAUAGUGGUGAUAAAUAUUUGGCUGUAUUUAGAAGAUUACACGAUGAGUGUAGUGAUACUAGUUGACAAGUAUUGAAUAAAAAAUAUGAUAUACAAACGUUAUAGCUGUGAUAGAUGUUUCAUUCUUUAUCAUACUAUGGUCAAAGACACAAAAAAGUCUAUUGAAUUUCAGUGGAGUUAUUACCUUUUAAAGCUUUGUGAAUGCUAUACAAUGAAAUUUAUUAGCCUGGCUACUGUAUAUUUACAUGCCUUGUUUCAAUUAAUGAGGCAUGAAAGUCUAUCAGAUUUCAGCAAGUUUCGAAUUUUACUCCAUAACUUAUUGCCAUUGCUCACUUUUUAAAUCUUGUGAAUGCUUGUCAGUUUCAAUAAUGUCUUAUGUCUUACUGCUAGAUUUAUUUCCCUUGCUCACUAUUUAGAAUAUUACAUUAUUUCUAGUGAUAUUAAUAGUUAAAAAAAUGAAAGUAUGCAAACCUUUAUUCACUACUCAGACCUCUUAGCUGCUGUUGGUGUAUAUUUAUUGCCUGGCAACCUGUCUUUUCCUUGGGUUCCAAAAAGUCCACUGUUUAGAGUUUGAUAUUUGAAAUUGUUGCUUUGACAUUGCACAUAUAAAGAUAGAUAAUGUUAACCUGUGAAAAUGUUAAAGAGUUAUAUAUUGUAAUUGUAUACUGAAUCUUUAUCAAGAAUGCCAACCAUCAUCAUGUAUAACACACUAUUUAUCAUGUCAUUUAAUAUAAUAAACAUGUUCACAUUGUU
Messenger RNA from Patella vulgata (common limpet), 1558 nucleotides. Its product is annotated as tRNA (guanine-N(7)-)-methyltransferase. NCBI's taxonomy places the organism in Eukaryota, Metazoa, Mollusca, Gastropoda, Patellidae. The transcript is spliced from 6 exons. Gene Ontology annotation, biological process: tRNA methylation; RNA (guanine-N7)-methylation. The record is from RefSeq and is a predicted model, not a curated record. Gene Ontology annotation, cellular component: tRNA methyltransferase complex. The coding region runs from base 20 to 871 and encodes 283 amino acids. Gene Ontology annotation, molecular function: tRNA (guanine(46)-N7)-methyltransferase activity.